AUGGAGGUGAGAGGCCAAGAUAAGGUAAUAGGGAUGCCAACCACUCUGGGCUAUAAUCCCCCCAAUAGGGACUCUUCUUCCUCCAAGCUCUCUUCUUCUCCAGCCCUACCCUCAACUGCUAACAACACAAUCUUCAUCAACCCUCUUCAAACCCUAGACCCCCAUCCUCCUCCUCAUCAUCACCAGCCUCAUCAAUUGAAUCUGUCACCACACAAAUCAUCAAGAAGAGAUUCUGAGCAAAACCCAGAUCCAAUCUCAUCUCCAAUUGUUGUCACCCCAAGUGCAACAUCAAUUCCUGGUGGAUCAAAUUUCAAAGCACCCCCAGUUCAACCACCACCAGCACCACAGAAAGUUAGAUAUAGGGAAUGCUUGAGAAACCACGCGGCCAGCAGCGGCGGCCACGUGCUCGAUGGCUGCGGAGAAUUCAUGCCAAGUGGAGAGGAAGACAUCCCAGAAGCACUAAAAUGUGCAGCUUGUGAGUGCCAUAGAAAUUUCCACAGAAAAGAGAUCGAAGGCGAUCAUUUGCCAAAUAAUUACUAUGUUGUUAACCACCAAAAACACACCAUUAGCCGUAGAGAUUCAGAAACUAGAGUAUUGCAACUCCCUCCACCCCCACCGCCUCCUGUUCGUCAUUCAGCUGCGGGGGGCCCAGUUCCCCCGAUGAUGAUGGCUUUUGGAGGCGUUGGUGGGGGCGGAGGGGGGGCUGAUGAGUCCUCGAGCGAGGAUCUCAACAUGAAUAAUUUGUUUCGGGCAACUUAUGCGGCAGGCCAGCAGGCAGCGGGGUCAAAGAAGCGGUUUAGGACGAAGUUCAGUCAGGAGCAGAAGGAGAAGAUGAUGGAGGUUGCUGAGAAGUUAGGGUGGAAGAUCCAGAGGCAUGAUGAGCAAGAGGUGCAGAAGUUGUGUUCUGAAGUGGGUAUAAAGAGGCAGGUGUUCAAGGUGUGGAUGCACAAUAAUAAACAAGCCAUGAAGAAGAAGCAAUGUAAGCCAAACUUCAAUACAUUGAUUUGUGACUGGGAAAAGAGAUCAAUAUAA
Prunus armeniaca (apricot) is the source of this 1032-nucleotide messenger RNA. The record is from the annotation of a GenBank genome assembly. Lineage: Eukaryota; Viridiplantae; Streptophyta; Magnoliopsida; Rosales; Rosaceae.